UAUUAUGUGUGCAAAAUAAUAUAUUUAUCGCACAGGGGGGUGGGUAAAGUUUAUGCCGAAUAGAAUAAUGAAAAUCUGUUUUAAAAAGUGAUAUGAUCAGACUCGUGCUGUCAAGGUUUUAUACUGUUCGCCAGGGUCAAGUUCAGAUGGUAGUAGUUCAUUAAUGUGGUGGAGCAAGAAGCUCAAAGUACGACAAGGAACAGGACGUUUCUGAAAACAUCUGGUUCACUAGGAGUCCAUGCUUUUCUCUCAGAGUCUGUGGAAGCAGGUGCUGCUUUCCCCAAAGUACCGUUUUCUCUGGAGGUUGGAGGCAGUGAGAAGUCAACACAGAAUGACCUCAUCACAUCCUGUGGCAGCUGUGUGUCAGAUGACGGCCACCCCUGACAAGGAGGCAAACUUCACUACAUGCAAGCGUUUGAUCGAGCAGGCCAAGGACGGUGGCGCGAGCAUGAUCUUCCUCCCUGAGGGUUUUGAUUACCUCGGCUCCAGUCGAGAGGAGACGCUGCAGCUGUCUGAAAGCCUGCAGGGUGACAUCAUCACCAGAUAUUCCCAGUUAGCCAGGAAGCUGAAAGUGUGGCUGUCUCUGGGAGGUUUCCAUGAAAGAGGGCACGACUGGGAGAACGACAGACGCAUCUACAACAGCCAUGUCAUCAUUAACAGCCAAGGUGAAAUUGUGUCUGUGUACAGAAAAGGUCACCUGUUUGAUGUAGAGUUGACAGGUAAAGGCGUGUCACUAAAAGAGAGCGCCUUCACCAUUCCCGGAGCGAGAUUAGUGCCACCUGUUCAGACCCCCGUCGGAAAGGUGGGACUGGGGAUCUGCUAUGACCUGCGCUUCCCCGAGAUGUCCUCGGCUCUUCAGAGGCACGGGGCCGAGAUCCUCACUUACCCAUCAGCAUUUACCGUGGCAACAGGCACCGCCCACUGGGAGGUUCUCCUGCGGGCCAGAGCCAUUGAGACUCAGUGUUACGUCCUGGCCGCUGCUCAGGUUGGAGCUCAUCAUGCAAAGCGCUCAUCGUAUGGCCACACCCUGGCAGUGGACCCGUGGGGCGUGGUCAUGGCGGACUGUGGGGGGACGGAUGUGGGUGUGGCUAUGGUGGAGAUUGACAUGCAUAGACUACAGGACACUAGAAGGGACAUGCCAGUGCAGCAGCACAGGAGGGAGAAAGAGUUCUACUCUGGUCUGGACUGAGCAGAGCCUCCAAAAUAUAAUGCCAACAGAAAAAUUGUGUUGUUUUAUAUGAGAAUUUUGUAGAAGAUCCAACACUAUAUAAAUGAUAAUAAAUUAUCACAGUAAGGAAUGACCUAAUGUGCUGGUUUAAGUGAUCAGUUACACAUACAGUACAUCUGAGUUCUGAUAUUCUUUCACUGCCCUGCUUCGUCUUAAUGUCUUAAGCUUCCUGUUCUUGUAGUGCUUGUGAAAAAUGGACUUCCCAUUCAAUUACAAGGUUGUUUUUCUGAACAGACCUUUUCCUUUAGACAUCAAACACGUCUCUGUGUUCGCUGCCAAAUUAAGUAAAGCCAAGUAAAUAAUUCAUCUACACCGGUUUAAGAAAAAUACAAAUGAACAACCUUAGAAAAUCGAUGUCUAAUGUGUGUUGUUUUGAAAAUCCAGUACACACAACUACCAUUUUAAUGCCUGUUUCAACUCUUCCUUUUCAUUUAUUUAUUGAUUCAUUACAAAUAGUAACAUAUAAGGUUAUAAUAAGAUUGUGAGAUUAUUUAUGAAACCUGUGUCAUAAUUGGUCUUGUCUGUGAAGUUGUGUCUGUCAAUAACCAUUAAUAAAUCAAAGGCGAUUAAAUUUAGAAGAAAU
Molecule: messenger RNA, 1811 nt
Organism: Ictalurus furcatus (blue catfish)
Lineage: Eukaryota; Metazoa; Chordata; Actinopteri; Siluriformes; Ictaluridae
Gene: nit1
Product: nitrilase 1
Exons: 6
Coding region: 239-1189 (316 amino acids)
Molecular function (GO): hydrolase activity, acting on carbon-nitrogen (but not peptide) bonds, in linear amides
Source: RefSeq, a predicted model, not a curated record